CCCAUUCCCUGUAACCUAUUGAAGAAGCACAGAAGAAGAAAAAAAUCGCCAUUGAAAAUGUUGAAGCUUAAGAGAUUUAGCUCAGCUGUAACGCCUGCAAUUUUCAAUUCAAGGAAAAAUUUCUAUGGAGAAGAGAAAUUGAUUUCUCUAAUAGCUUUACAGAAUCCAUGUCGAUGGACUUCCAAACGCUUCCUCGAUAUUUACCAGCUAGGAAACAAGGAGGCAAUUGCGAAAGAGCGUGCUCGGAUUAAAGAUGAGAUGAACCGGGGUUACUUUGCUGAUAUAAAUGAGUUGAAGCAACAUGGUGGUAAGAUUGGAACUGCAAAUAAGAUUAUCAUUCCAGCAAUGACGGCGGUGAAGUUUCCUGCAUUGGAAGUGAAUCUCUCAGAUGGUUCAAACCUUAAGCUUCCCAUCACAUCCACUGCUAAUGGUGUUGAGGCAAAUAAAUUAGAAGCAUCAAAGGCGUCAUUGAUGUGUCUUUCAUUCCGCGCAAGCUCACAGGCAAUGAUAGAUUCUUGGAGUAAGCCAUUUCUGGAUACAUUCAAAGAUUCCAAAAGGGUUCAACUCUAUGAGAUCUCCUUGAUAGAUUCGUGGUUUUUGACACUCAGUCCUGUAAAGAAACUGCUACUUCGGAUGAUGAGGAAAUCUAACCCUCAUGAAAGCAAGGAUGUACUGCAUAGACAGAUUGUUUAUUCAUUUGGUGACCAUUACUAUUUCCGGAAAGAGCUUAAAAUACUGAACCUUCUGACUGGGUACAUGUUCUUGGUCGAUAAAUUUGGUAGAAUACGAUGGCAAGGUACUGGAUUGGCAACAGAAGAAGAGUUGUCAUCGCUUCUCUCCUGUACGUCUUUUCUCCUGGAUGAGGAAUCGAAGUAAGAAAAAUCAACCGGCAUAUGGAGGGGCUUUUUUGUGAAGUGGAUUUUCAGGUUCCUUCAUAAAUGUUCCAUGUUUGUGCUUAUUCUGUACCUCGUUCUGUUUUCGGAAUCGUUUUAGUUUUCCUAAAAUUAUAUACAUUUUUGGUGAUUCUACCUUCUGGACAAGUUCCUUGAGCUGAAUUGGCUGUGAGCCAUGAAACAUAGAUGUUGUAAGCACUUUCUUCAGUGUAGCAUAGGACUAGCAAUAAUGGCUUCCAUGAAAAAUCAUAUAUUAAUUUUUUGCAUUUUCUGAUAGAAGAAUGUUAAAUA
Molecule: messenger RNA, 1184 nt
Organism: Solanum dulcamara
Lineage: Eukaryota; Viridiplantae; Streptophyta; Magnoliopsida; Solanales; Solanaceae
Exons: 7
Coding region: 58-876 (272 amino acids)
Biological process (GO): mitochondrial proton-transporting ATP synthase complex assembly
Cellular component (GO): mitochondrial inner membrane
Source: RefSeq, a predicted model, not a curated record